This is a messenger RNA of Staurois parvus, 612 nucleotides long. NCBI's taxonomy places the organism in Eukaryota, Metazoa, Chordata, Amphibia, Anura, Ranidae. The record is from the annotation of a GenBank genome assembly.
AAUUUAAAGGGUGCCUCUAGACUGUCCAUAAGUUUAAAGGGUGCCUCGGGACUGCCCAUAAUUUUAAAGGGUGCCUCGGGACUGUCCAUAAUUUUAAAGGGUGCCUCGGGACUGUCCAUAAUUUUAAAGGGUGCCUCGGGACUGUCCAUCAUUUUAAAGGGUGCCUCGGGACUGUCCAUAAUUUUAAAGGGUGCCUCGGGACUGUCCAUAAUUUUAAAGGGUGCCUCAGGACUGUCCAUUAUUUUAAAGGGUGCCUCAAGACUGUCCAUAAUUUUAAAGGGUGCCUCGGGACUGUCCAUAAUUUUAAAGGGUGCCUCGGGACUGUCCAUAAUUUUAAAGGGUGCCUCAGGACUGUCCAUUAUUUUAAAGGGUGCCUCAAGACUGUCCAUUAUUUUAAAGGGUGCCUCAAGACUGUCCAUAAUUUUAAAGGGUGCCUCAGGACCGUCCAUAAUUUUAAAGGGUGCCUCAGGACCGUCCAUAAUUUUAAAGGGGGCCUCAAGACUGCCCAUAAUUUUAAAGGGUGCCUCAAGACUGUCCAUAAUUUUAAAGGGUGCCUCAGGACCGUCCAUAAUUUUAAAGGGCUCCUCAGGACUGUCCAUAAUUUUAAAGGGU